Hansenula ciferrii is the source of this 4197-nucleotide messenger RNA. RefSeq names its product RNA helicase. The transcript has a single exon. The record is from RefSeq and is a predicted model, not a curated record. Gene Ontology annotation, cellular component: intracellular anatomical structure. Gene Ontology annotation, molecular function: RNA binding; protein binding; ATP binding. Bases 1 to 4197 code for a protein of 1398 amino acids. Lineage: Eukaryota; Fungi; Ascomycota; Saccharomycetes; Phaffomycetales; Wickerhamomycetaceae.
AUGGCAAAGAAAACACCAAAGCUUAAACCUUCAAAAGAAGCUACUCCCCCUCCAGAUCCGAAAGCUAAAGGUAAAAAAACCAAUGAUAAAGCCGCCAAUGGUAAUGGUAAAUCAAAUAAUGUGUCAAAUUCACAAUCUCAAACAACCGAUAGACCUGCAUCUACAAAUAGACCUUCAAGUGGUAAAACUCCAAUAAGUUUACUCCAUGAACAUGCACAACGAUCAAAAUGGGAAAAAGUCCAAUAUGAUAUGAUGAAAGUUAAAGAUGGAUUUGUUGCUACUGCUAUAUUACAAUGGAAAGAUCCAAAAGCUAAUGAAAUGAUUGAUGUCAAAGUUAGACAUGACUUACCAGCUAAAGAAACUCCAAUAGAGGCGAGAUAUUUUGCCGCUACUGCUGCUCUUCAUCGUGUUUGUUUCAAUAAGAAUCUACAAAUGGUUCUACCGAGAGAGUUCAAAGAUACUUGGGGUCAAUUAGAAUCAGAAAGAAAGACUGUGUUAAAAGACAACAAAGAUAAGCAUGAUCGAUUAUAUACAAAUGAUCCUUUCAAAGUUUUUAUUGAAGAUCGUAAAAAUAAAGAAUCUAAAUCAAAAGAAAGAGAAAUACGAUUGAACAAUGAAGCAAAAGUAAAGAAAACUCCAAUAGUUUUAACUUCUAUAAAACCAUCAACUACGUCAAAACCAUCCAAAAACUCCCAAUCCUCAAUUCAUAAAUCAACUAAUAGAUCAGAGGGAAAAAUCGCUAAACCUAUUCAUCGAAAAGCUGUUACUUUCCCUAAAAAAGUUUGGGAUAAUGCAGUGUCAUUUGGUUUCACAGUUCAACAAAGAGAAUUGAUCCAAAAGAUUAUUAAAUCACAUAUCCAGUGGAAAAAAGCAUCAAAUACAGAAACAUCUACAAAGCAGCUCUUGUUGAAUAUUGGGUUUAGAGCUUCCCAUGUUGAAGAAUCAUUACAGUAUCAAGAUCCAUUAUCAUUCUUAUUAUUUAAUGUUCCAGAAGAUGAUUUACCAGCUUAUUUCCAUGAUGUUAGCUCAAGUAAUGAUUCCGUUACUAUAGCUGAUAAAAAUGAAAGUUUGGUCAGAAAAGUCAUGGACUUUGGGGUUGGUAGACCUGAAGCUAUUGUGUCUUUAAAAGAAAAUGAUCAAAAUGUUUCAAAUGCUAUUAUAUCAUUAACAAGCAAUUUAGUGAAUUAUAAAUAUGAUGGUGAAUUAGAUCCGAUUGAAUCACAAGAACUUUGGGAAGAAGAAAUUUCUAGUUUGACGUCAAUUUUUGAACCUCAAGAUAUAAAGAUUAUAGAUGAUGGAACAGUUCAAAUGAAUUUGAAUGAUAUACUGUGUCUUAAAAUUUUCAAAUCACCAUCUUAUCCAAAUGAUUUAGCUGGUUUUAUUGUCACUACAAAAGAUGAAAAUCAUAAGAUACCCAACUAUGUCAAGAAUAAUCUUGUCAGAAGCCUAGCUCAAUAUUCUAUAGAAAAUUUACUAGGUAUGAGUUAUAUUUAUUCACUUGUUGAUUGGUUGAAAGAGAAUAUGGCUAAAAUCAUUGAAAAUCCUGGACCUUUAAUAAAACCUAAAGCUGAAUCAACAACAGUUGAUGAUUUAAAUAUUGAUGACCAAAAGACAACAAAGCAAAGACGUUCAUUUAGAUCAAAUCCUGAUACUACAUAUAUUAAGAAUGAUUAUGAAAAAAGAACACAAAGUUCCGAAUUCAAAUCAAUGGUUAAAUCUAGAACAAACUUACCAGCAUGGGAUGUUCAAAAACAAUUAAUUGAGACUGUUAAAUCAAACCAAGUCAGUUUAAUCACUGGUGAAACUGGUUCAGGUAAAUCAACACAAUUAGUUCAAUUCUUGUUGGAUGAUUUAUACGCAAAAGGGGAUUAUAAAACUCAAAUAUUCUGUACCCAACCAAGAAGAAUCUCUGCUAUUGGUUUAGCUGAAAGGGUUUCUGAAGAACGUGCUACUACAUGUGGUGAAGAAGUUGGUUAUAUUAUUAGAGGGGCUAAUAAAUCAAGUAGAAAUACUAGGAUUAAAUUCUUGACUACUGGUAUUUUAGUUAAAUUUUUACAAAAUGGUGAUGAAUUUUUGAAUAAUGCAAUUUUGGUUCUUGAUGAAGUUCAUGAAAGAUCUAUGGAAACUGAUUUAAUUAUAAUAUUGUUGAAAAAAUUAUUAUCAAGAUAUAAAGAUUUAAAAGUUGUAAUGAUGAGUGCUACUGUGGAUUUAAGUGUUUUUCAAAACUUCUUCAAAGGUUUAACUACAUGCCAUAUUAAAGGUAGAACUUUCCCAAUUGAAGAUUUUUAUUUAGAUCAUGUUUUAAGUAAAACAAAUUUCCAAAUAGAAAUGAAUGAUGAAUGGAUCACACCUAAAGCUGAUUCUAAAUUUUUUCAAAGUGGUAACAUUAAUUAUGAUUUAAUUGUUUCACUUGUCUCAAAAAUUCAUGUUGAUCUUAAAAAUGAAUCCAAUGAUGGUUCUAUUUUGAUCUUUUUACCAGGUGUUGCUGAAAUCAACAAAUGUGUGAAGUUAUUGAAUCAAAAUUUUGACAGUCCAUCUGUUGUUCUACCACUUCAUUCUGCUUUGACACCACAAGAACAACAUAAAGUAUUUGAAACGUUCCCAGGGAAAAGAAAAAUUGUUGUUUCUACUAAUAUUGCUGAAACAUCUAUUACUAUUAAUGACUGUGUUGUUACAAUUGAUUCUGGUCGUGUUAAAUCAAUGACAUAUAACUCAAUUGAUAAUACUACAAAACUUAUUGAAACAUUUGAAUCCAAAGCUGAAGCUAAACAAAGAAGAGGUCGUGCUGGGAGAGUUUCAAAAGGUAAAUCUUAUAAAUUAUAUACAGAAGAAACUUAUGAAUUCAUGUUGAAUAGUCCUAUUCCAGAAAUAAAGAGAAUCAACUUGGACUCAUUAUACUUGGUUGUUAAAUCUAUGGGUAUUAAGGAUGUCAUUGCAUUUUUAAAUACAGGUAUGGAUCCUCCACCUUUGAAUUCAUUGACUAAAUCUGAAGAAUUGUUGAAAUGUGCUGGUUUAAUUGAUGAGUAUGAUGAUUUGACUGAAUUGGGUAGCUUUAUCAGUUUAUUGCCUAUUAUUGAUCCAAAACAUGGUAAAUUAUUGAUUUUUUCAAUCAUCUUUGGCUGUGCUGAUAUUGGUAUUUUAACAGCUUCAAUUUUAAGUGUUGGUUCACCAUUUAUUAGAAGUGUUGAUUCUAGAGAUGAGGUCAAAAAUAUUUUAAGUAAAACUAAACACCUUGGUGAUCUAGUAUCAACUGUUUUAAUUGUGGAAGAAUAUUUUAAAAUUAAAACAUCAAGUGAAAAGAGAAAAUUUAUGAAUCAAAAUCAUUUAUCAUUCACUAAAAUUAAUGAGAUUUCCUCAGCUAAAACUCAAUAUCUUUCAAUCUUACAAGAUAUUGGCUUCUUACCAUUGAAGUACAAAGAAGGUGAUCAGCGUUUGAAUAAGAACUACAAGAAUGAUAAUUUAAUCAAAUCAAUCAUUACAGGUGCUUUCUAUCCCCAAGUGGCUCGUGUUCAGCUCCCUGAUCCUAAAUUCUUCAAUACAUCAUCUGGUGCUAUUCAAAAAGAUCCUGAAGCUGCACAAACUAAAUACUGGAUUAGAAAUGAAGAGUUUAUCUCAUCAUUAGGUAAGGAAGAUUCUAAUGAAGCUUCAACAGAAGAACUUCCGGCAACAAGAGCAUUUAUUCAUCCUUCCUCCGUUAUGUUUGAUACAAGCUCAGGUACUUCAACGCCACAAAACAUUGUUCCAAGUGAUUAUAAAACUGAUAGAGAAGAUGGUUUGGUUGAUUUUGGGGUCUUACAACAAAGACAGAUUGAUUUCACACCACAAUUGAAAAGUGCUAAAAAUAAAGCAAUCAAAUCACCAUUUGUUGUUUACAAUUCAUCUUCACUUACUUCAAAAUUAUUUUUGAGAGAUGUUACACCAACUUCAACAUUAUCAACUCUUUUAUUUGGUGGACCAUUGUCAUAUGAUUUGAAUUCAGUUUCUUCUGGCAAAACCUCACCAGGUAUUGUAUUGGAUAGUUGGUUACCAAUUAAGACAUGGUGUAAGAACGCAGUUUUAGUUAAAGAAUUGAGACUAUUACUUGAUCAAGUUAUAAAAAGUAAACUUGAAAACCCAGAAUAUUCAUCAUCGAAAUCUUCAGAUCAAAAUAAUGAAGUUUUGGAUUUAGUAAAUUUAGUACUCAAUAUUGAUAGAUAG